Molecule: messenger RNA, 2814 nt
Organism: Sus scrofa (pig)
Lineage: Eukaryota; Metazoa; Chordata; Mammalia; Artiodactyla; Suidae
Gene: ARTN
Product: artemin
Molecular function (GO): growth factor activity; glial cell-derived neurotrophic factor receptor binding; receptor tyrosine kinase binding
Source: RefSeq, a predicted model, not a curated record
CACGCUGCCCUGGCUGAGCGGCGGUGUUUGCAGGUGCGUCUGGACGCGGAGCCCCUGGGCCGCAGGGAGGGGAGCGGCGGGACGGCUGGAGCCGGCUCCGACCUUGGAAGCCCCAGCGCAGUGCCUCGCAGACUCAAGGAGCCCCGUGGGUCUGCUGAGAGAAGAAACUAGCCGGGAGCAGAGAGAGCAGCUCGUGCAGAGUGGCCCGCCGGGACCGCAGAGACGGGGAGAACCCCAAGGCCGGUGGCCCGAGGCAGGAUCGGCCUGUCCCCUCCCUCUCCCGCCCUCAGUCCAGCCUCCCAACUCCCGACUCCAAGUGUCGGCAAACUCUGAACACCCAGCGUCCGCGCCCCUGCGCUGCCUGGGUUCCCUGCUCUUUCCCGGGGGCCCUUCCCAGGGUCUCCUCCCCCAACACCUCGGGGGACCUAGUGGAGCCGGGGGGACCGGAUUCCGGAGGGUGGAGCAGCCAGGUGAGCCCUGAAAGGUGGGGCGGGGCGGGGGCGCUCAGGGCCCCACCCCAGGAUCCGGUGACGCCAGGGCUGGAAUUUGACACCGGACGGCAGCAGGCAUGAGGCUGCGGAGGGAUGGAGUUGGGCCCGGCCCCCAGACACGGCCCGCGGGCUCUGCCAGCAGCAGGUCCCUCGGGUCCCAGCCCUCACUGUGUCCCGGACCCAGAGCCCUCCACGCGCGGGCUCAGACGGGCUGCCAAGACCACGCUUUUGGCUAAAAGAGGCGCUGCCAGGUGCAGAGCUCUGGGCGUGAGCCUUUGGAGCCGCGGGGGAAAGCCCAGCUCUGGUCCCAGAAAAGGUGCCUAGAGGAACACGACACAACCGCCGGGAGAUGGAGCCCGGACGCCCUGGCCCUUCUGUGCUGCCCCUCGGGCCCCGGCCUAAGCGGCAGCCCGCCCUGUGGCCCGCCCUGGCCGCCCUGGCCCUCCUCAGCAGCGUCGCCGAGGGCGAGGCCCCCCUGGGCCCCGCGCCCCACAGCCCGGCGCCGCCCCGCGAAGGCCCCGCGCCCGCCCCGGCGCCCCCCGCCGGCCCCCUGCCGGGGGGCCGCGCGGCCCGUCCGUGCGGCGGAAGAGCCCGGCGGCCGCCGCCGCCGCCGCCCCCGCCGCCGCCCGCGCCCGCGCCCCCUCGCGGGGCCCGCGCGGCGCGCGCGGGGGCCCAGGGCGGCCGCGGGCGCCGCGGGAGCCGCGCGCGGGCGGCGGGGGCGCGGGGCUGCCGCCUGCGCUCGCAGCUGGUGCCGGUGCGCGCGCUCGGCCUGGGCCACCGCUCCGACGAGCUGGUGCGCUUCCGCUUCUGCAGCGGCUCCUGCCGCCGCGCGCGCUCCCCGCACGACCUCAGCCUGGCCCGCCUGCUGGGCGCCGGGGCCCUGCGGCCGCCCCCCGGCGCGCGGCCCGUCAGCCAGCCCUGCUGCCGCCCCACGCGCUACGAGGCCGUCUCGUUCAUGGACGUGAACAGCACCUGGAGGACCGUGGAGCGCCUCUCGGCCACCGCCUGCGGCUGCCUGGGCUGACGGCGGACUCCGCGGCCGCGCGGCGUCUGCUCGGCCGCCGGGGCCGGGGCCGCGGCCCAGCCGAGCGGCGGCCCCCCGGCCCUCGCCCUGCCCGUCUCAGCCCCGCAAGCCCCAGAGGCCUCGGCUGCGGAAGCCCGCGGACGCACCUGGCCCAGGCUCUGGCCCUGAGCCGGCCGAGGACGCGGGACUCCUCCGGAGAGGAGCCCAGCGGGGUCGGGUCUCAGCCUCUGGGGACGGACUUGGAGGAGACCCGAGGCAGGCGCCCUGCUGAAGUGGCUGUGCCGGAGCGGGCCUUGGACGCAUCUGCGGGAGCGGGACCCCUAUUUAUUAUUUCUAAGUUAUUUAUUUACCUCUCUGCUUUGUCAGAUCCUUUAUUGGGCUGGGGCUGGGGCUGGGGGCGGGGGCGGCGCCUGGGGAGAAGCACUGGAGAUGGAGACCACUCCCAGCAAUCGGAAGCCCGGCCUGGGACUGCUCGUCCCCACCCUGGAGUUCUGGGCCACGAGGGCUCAGGGACCACAGGCAGAGUGGGCGGCCAAGGCCAGCUCACAACCCCCUGCAGGUGCCCAGCAGUCGGAGCCUGGGGUUGCUGGUGGCGAACGCCCUCCCUUUGAGACCUCAGGCAUCCUGGGGGCCUUGUUUAACGGCAGAGAUGCAGAGAACCCCGCGUCGCCUCACCCCACUGGCCCUGAUCGGUGUCCUCCCCUCCAGUAGAUACUGCCUGUGCUCGCAGAUGGCUCAGCACAGAGAGCUCGCGAAGCAACCAAGGUCAAGGGAACAGCUGAAAAGACUGAGGGUGGGGAAGAGGGUGCAGUGGGAAGCUGGGUUGGGGGGAUGAAGCCCAGAGCUAAGAAAGCAGGAAAAGCCUGAGGGUGCCUCGAGGGCCCUGCAUCUUGGGUAAUGAACCAGGAUACUCGUUUAUUCAUUCACCAGUAUUUCUCAAGUACCUAUUUUAUGUCAGAUGCUGGGGAGACACCAGGGGUACAGAGGUGAACCCACGAUCUCUGCCCGGAGGCUUAAACCAGGAGGCACAACCAUAAAUAAUUCCGGAAUCAUUUAAAUUCAAUUUGGUAAAGACUAUGAAAAAGGGCAAGAAGCUAAGAGGUACACGCGCUCGUCUGGAAGGGAGGAGCGGUUAAUGCUGACCCUGGGGUGGGUCUUCCACCCUGUCCGGAAGUCAUCUCUAAAAAAGUCGGUGCGGAGUUCCCGCCAUGGUGCAGCGGAAACGAAUCUGACUAGGAACCAUGAGGUUGCGGGUUCAAUCCCUGGCCUCGCUCAGUGGGUGAAGGAUCCGGCGUUGCC